This is a messenger RNA of Trichogramma pretiosum, 3240 nucleotides long. It is a transcript of the gene GTPBP1, whose product is annotated as GTP-binding protein 1. The record is from RefSeq and is a predicted model, not a curated record. The transcript is spliced from 11 exons. Gene Ontology annotation, biological process: translational elongation. Gene Ontology annotation, molecular function: GTPase activity; translation elongation factor activity; GTP binding. The coding region runs from base 541 to 2442 and encodes 633 amino acids. NCBI's taxonomy places the organism in Eukaryota, Metazoa, Arthropoda, Insecta, Hymenoptera, Trichogrammatidae.
UGUACAAGUGUACCGUGAGCUUAUAAUUUCGCAGCUGUACAUAGAAAGUCAAAGAGAACUUUUACUCUGCGCGAUCGCCUAUUAUAGCGAGUGUUGAUGUACGCGUGCAGCAGAGUCGCACGUCUGUUCGCGCAGCCUAUACCUAUAUACUUAGGCACAAAGCAGCGUAUUUUAGCAUUUGAUUCGUCGUUUUGCUCCCAACAUUUCCUCCGUGCUCCGUUUUCGAUCUGACGAUUCGCGCGAGAAAGCCAAGAGAGUUGUUUUACGCGAGAUAUUGAUUCCAAUUGAAGCUGAACGGAUAUUAAGUGCUUUCAUUGCUCAAUGUUGUAGAUUCACGAACUUCAUUCUUUAAAAAAAGAAUCAUUCCAAACGUUCAAAACUUCAGUGAUGCCUAUGACAGAGGCAUUUUCCUACACAAGACAUUUUGGAUUUAAAUUUUGGAGAGCACGCAUGCCAAUAGAGUGUAUUGUAUCGAUAUAAUCUGUAGAAGAAAUCAAAUUACAUUGAAUUUGGAUACCAUUAAUUCAUAAUUGAGGAAAUAUGUCUACACCAACGGCGUCAUUCCUACCAAUGGUAGUUAAUAAACAAUUACCAGAAAAAGAUAAUUCAGGACCUGUUAUUGACUAUUCAAGCAUCAGAGGAAAAGAUGUUUUAGUCAGCUCUACAGAAGAUCAAUAUGAAUUACUGCUUAAAAAAUUAAAAGAGCGCAUUCAAGAUGGAGGUAGUGAAACCAUUUUUGACAUUGGAAUUGGAGAAGAUGGCUCAGAGGAUGGGCUGAAAGAAGAUGAAUAUGAAGCUUCCGUUGCUACCUUACAAUCACUUGCAGCUACAUUGGAGGCUGAUUGUGUAUUACUGCGACAAACUAAAGUUGAUCAUGGACUCACAGGACAAUACUUAGUUCGCAAAAGACUUGAUCAACAAGAUUUCUUGGAAAUAAGAGUUGCGGUUGUUGGAAAUGUUGAUGCUGGUAAAUCAACAUUACUUGGAGUUUUAACACAUGGAGAAUUGGACAAUGGAAGAGGCUUAGCACGGCAAAAACUAUUUCGUCACAAACAUGAAGCUGAGACUGGUCGGACAAGUUCUGUAGGAAAUGAUAUUCUUGGUUUUGACAGCGUGGGAAAUGUUGUAAAUAAACCUGAACAUGGUUCUUUGGACUGGGUUAAAAUUUGUGAAAAGUCUUCCAAAGUUAUAACUUUCAUUGAUUUAGCUGGCCAUGAACGUUAUUUAAAAACUACUGUUUUUGGAAUGACUGGUCAUGCACCAGAUUUUGGAAUGCUUAUGGUUGGAGCAAAUGCAGGUAUCGUAGGUAUGACUAAAGAGCAUCUAGGAUUGGCAUUAGCUCUAUCAGUUCCAGUUUUUGUAGUAGUGACAAAAAUUGAUAUGUGCCCACCAAAUGUCUUGCAAGAAAAUUUGAGACUACUGGUCAGAAUACUAAAAUCACCCGGUUGUAGAAAAGUCCCUGUUACAGUAAAAACUCCUGACGAUGUUGUAGUUAGUGCAACAAAUUUUGUUUCAGAAAGACUGUGUCCAAUUUUCCAAGUAUCUAAUGUUAACGGAGAAAAUUUGGAUCUUCUGAAAAUGUUUUUAAAUCUCUUGACUGCCAGAAUCACUAGUCACGACGACGAACCAGCAGAAUUUCAAAUUGAUGACACAUACUCAGUUCCUGGGGUCGGAACAGUGGUAUCUGGUACAACUCUCAAGGGUGUCAUUAAGUUGAAUGACACACUACUCUUAGGACCUGACCCUCUGGGACAUUUUCAAGCAAUAGCAGUAAAAAGCAUCCAUAGAAAAAGGAUGCCUGUUCGUGAAGUUCGUGGAGGUCAAACAGCAAGCUUUGCUUUGAAAAAAAUUAAAAGAUCUCAAAUUAGAAAAGGAAUGGUAAUGGUGUCACCUGCUCUUAAUCCUCAAGCUUGUUGGGAAUUCGAAGGCGAAAUUUUAGUGCUACACCACCCAACAACGAUCAGCUCUCGCUAUCAAGCUAUGGUUCACUGCGGAAGUAUCCGUCAAACUGCAUCGAUUUUAUCCAUGUCUCAAGAUUGUCUAAGGACUGGAGAUAAGGCUCUUGUACACUUUAGGUUCAUAAAACAUCCAGAGUAUAUAAAACCAGGACAAAGAAUGGUGUUCCGUGAAGGUCGAACUAAAGCUGUGGGUAAUGUUUUGCGACUAAUCCCUCAUUCAGGACAAGGAAGUACACACACUGUAAGAACGAAUAAACCCAACAAAAUGCAGCAAUCUCGUCAACACUCGAACUCGCAGAACUUAGAUACCGUGGAAAGUAGUAAUACCAUAGAAACUCAAACAGCUAAACGCGAAAAUACAGUACAAAAAUCUGGAUCGAAUGUGGCUAAGAAAAGUAGAGGAAGAAGAGGAGGAAGACCUUCGAAUUCUACAGGUGCUAUUGUACAGCCACUUUCAGAGCAAAAUCCUCCAGCAAAUGUUUGAAGAGACCAUCAAACUUUAUCACCAGAAUAAUUAAGAGCAAUCAGCACACCUGUGUUUAUAAAAUACCAAUCGUGGUCAUUCUCAAAAAUCAACUUUUUUUUAAACUGUAUCUCCUUACAAUCCUUUCUAAAUGCUGUCACUAUCAUCAAAAUGCAUCAAAAGGAUUUUCAUUUUUUUAAAUAUCCUUUAAAUUAUGACCACCAAGGUCUACUCAAAGUGAUAGCUUGAAAAUAUAAAGAAUCACCAUAUACAGUUUAAUUUCAGAAAUUAACGAGAUCACAAUAUCUACGAAUAUUUGAAAAAAUAUUGACUUGAAAGUUUAUGGUGUAGAUUUUAUGUUAUUAUCACUUUUCAAGCAUCAUUUUCAUUCAUUAAUUUAUAUUACAUGAAAGGCUCUGUGAGUCUAAAGAGAAUUUUUUCUUUACAUACACCUACUUUUGCUACAAAAUCUAGUAUGUAACUGUAAAAACUUAAAAUGUAUGAAUAUCUUUUACGAAUUUCGUCAAUACCUGGUAUUUUAUAUCCUAUAUACAAAUUAUUAAUCAUAAGUUAUAACGAUACAAAUAUUUAUAUAUAAUGUGUCAUGAUGGAUGUAUGGUUCUUUAAUGGUAUUGAAUUCAUGAUAAUAAACAAUGAUAGAGUGAAAAAUUAUUUUCUAAAGAAUUCGUUACGUUAUAAUUAAAUCUCAGAUUAGUCUCAGUAGCUGUAUUAAAUACUGCACAAAGUACUUUUCAAAAUUUGAAAUGUAUUGUAAAAUAAAAUACAACUAUAAUUCGAAUAAAUAUUAUUGAAUAACAA